AUGAGCCAAGAAUUUGGUAUUUUUCCGGCAGUAUGCCGUCUUCUUGCGCUGGCACCCCUGCUUGUUACUGGCGCCCACGGACUCCAGUAUCGCAGCACUAACAAGACCGAAUUCGAUUACAUCGUCAUCGGCAGCGGUCCAGGAGGCGGUCCGUUGGCGAGCAACCUCGCCCGCGCCGGUUUCGAGACCUUACUUGUCGAGGCCGGUGACGAUGAGUUUGCCGAUCCCUCAUCCAAUGUCAUCGAUUACUUCGUUACGACCGGAAUCCACGAUAAUCUCCACUGGGACUUCUAUGUCAAGCACUACGACGAUCUGGAACAAGAUCUGAGGUACGCUCAUCUUGUAUGGAGGAAGCCAGAUGGGGACCUCUGGGUUGGCCCUGGGGGCAGCCAGCCUGAAGGCUCUGUGGUCUUGGGAGUCAACUAUCCCCGUGGUGCUGUUCUUGGAGGCUCAUCUAUCAUCAACGCUGGUGCGGUCUUCCUUCCCAGUGACAGUGAUUGGAACUAUAUCGCGGAGAUCACCAAUGACACGACUUGGAACGCGGAACAUACACGCGACUUGUUCAUUAAACUGGAGAACAACACGUACCUGCCCCGAGGAACGGCAGGUCAUGGUUUUGAUGGAUAUCUCCAGACUGCUAUUGGCGAUGGCACACAGUACACCAGUGGCCAACAGGCCGUGGAUGUUCUCAAGGCUCAGAUUUCAGAGCUAGGAAAAGACCCUAACCAGCUCGAAGAACUCAUUACGGCCGACCCAAACUACGAGGAUCCGAGCCGAGACACUACCGAAGGCCUAUGGGCUCUGCCUUUCCACGCCAACAAGACAUUCGGUCGCUCUAGUGCUAGGGACAGAAUCAUCUCAACUGUCAACGAAAACUUCCCUCUAUAUCUUCAGCUGAACUCUUACGCUACUCGCAUUCUUUUUGGAAAGUCAAAUAGCACCAGCACUCCUAAGGCUGUUGGUGUGGAAUUUCUUGAAGGCAAGAGUGUCUACAAGGGUGACCCAAGAUGGACAGCUUCAAACCAAGGCACAUUAAAAAGUGUUUCUGCGAGGAAGGAAGUCAUUGUCAGCGCUGGAUCAUUUAACACACCCCAGCUCCUGCUUCUGAGCGGUAUUGGAAACGCCACCCAUCUCGCUGAGCACAACAUCUCAGUUGUUGUGGAUCUCCCGGGUGUGGGGACUAAUAUGCAAGAUAAUGAGGAGAUGGCAGUUACUGGUCUUGCUGCUGAGAACUUCACUUACGCGCCAAGAGAUGGCUUGACAAGCUCAAACUGUACUUACGGCGCGACAUUUCCGGACCCUUGCUACGACGCCUGGCUUCAAGGAAAAGGCCCGUACACGAACCCCGGUCCAAAUUCUAACAUUCUCACUUUGAAAACAGCACACUCACCCGAUGGAGAGAGGGAUGUCAUUGCAUUCUCUGGGUCAUUUGCAUUUCGUGGAUUCUGGCCAGCUACGCCGGGUCAGACCUGGACCGAGCCGCCUAAUACCUGGGGAAUACAUUCAGUACGCAUGCACCCACAGAACCGCGCCGGCUACGUCAAGCUUCGCUCUUCAGAUCCCACGGAGAUGCCGGAGAUCAACUUCAGGUACUUCACUGAGGGAUCCGAGACGGAUAUCGAAGCCAUCAAAGACUUCGUCGCAUGGGGUCGCCGAGCUCUGCAGCGCGUUGAGGGGCCUACCGGCCCUGUCAACAUUACGAGCCCACCAUGCCCAACUGGCUAUACCGCCAAUGGAACCUGCUCGGAUGCUCAGGCUGAUGAGCAAUUCAUCCGAGAUAACACUUUCGGGCACCAUGUUACAAGCACGUGCCCUAUUGGUGCUGACGAUGACAAAUUAGCGGUGCUCAACUCGAACUUCCAGGUCCGAGGCGUUGAAGGUCUCCGCGUAGUGGAUGCUAGCGCUUUCCCUAGGAUUCCUGGUGCUUUCCCUGUUAUUGCGACGUUCAUUCUGAGUGAAAAGGCUUCUCAGGCUAUCCUAGGCGGAAAGUAA
Diaporthe amygdali is the source of this 1992-nucleotide messenger RNA. Its product is annotated as alcohol oxidase. The transcript is spliced from 2 exons. The record is from RefSeq and is a predicted model, not a curated record. Gene Ontology annotation, molecular function: flavin adenine dinucleotide binding; oxidoreductase activity, acting on CH-OH group of donors. Lineage: Eukaryota; Fungi; Ascomycota; Sordariomycetes; Diaporthales; Diaporthaceae. The coding region runs from base 1 to 1992 and encodes 663 amino acids.